This is a messenger RNA of Macrobrachium nipponense, 2224 nucleotides long. RefSeq names its product BTB/POZ domain-containing protein 2-like. The record is from RefSeq and is a predicted model, not a curated record. Gene Ontology annotation, cellular component: cytosol. The transcript is spliced from 8 exons. Gene Ontology annotation, biological process: neurogenesis. Lineage: Eukaryota; Metazoa; Arthropoda; Malacostraca; Decapoda; Palaemonidae. Gene Ontology annotation, molecular function: protein binding. Bases 361 to 1899 code for a protein of 512 amino acids.
GAAAAAGUACAAUGGCCUGCCAGAGAGGGAAUCAUCCCUAUGGAGGGCUGUACAUAAACAAACAAUGAAACUUCUCGGAUUCGGAUGCAGUGUGCAUGUCGUCAUUGAGAUGUGUGACGUCAGAAGUAAACAUAGACGUACUUGAGAUCAGCUGGUCGUAGUGUCAUCUUGUAAACUUUAUUUUGAGACAUUAUAUUUGGUGACCGAUAAACUUGACAGUCAUAAGUAGUGGUGGGUGUUGGUUAUUAAACCCGAGCUGUCGUAGAAGGUGGAGCUGGCAGCCGAAAUCCAUUUGAAGAGGUGUGAUGAUGUCAUAUCUGUUUACCGGAAGUGGGCGGUAACUAGUUACCUACACUAACAAUGGCGGCGCUACCGAGAAAUUUGAAAGUAAGUCUGCUGUGCGUAGCAAUGCUGCAGUUGAAUAAUUGCUUGAUAAGGGAAAUGGCUCAGAGCACUUCAAAUACAGACUGGCAAACUGGAAUGUCUAGAAUAAGUCAGAGAGCUGGAUAUCUUUUGCAGAGUGGGCAGUGGUCUGAUUGUACAUUUAUCGUUGGAAGUGGAAAUAAUCAAAAGACAUUGCAAGCACACCGUCUCAUCCUUGCCAUGUCAUCUCCUGUCUUUGAGGCAAUGUUCUUCGGUGGAAUGGCUGAAAAAGGUGACAAACCAGUUGAAAUAUUGGAUGUUCAGCCACAAGCUUUUAAGGCACUGUUGCAAUACAUCUACAGUGAUGAGAUUAAUCUCAAAUCCUUUGAUCAAGUGUGUGAGAUAUGCUAUGCUGCAAAGAAAUAUAUGAUACCAUCACUUGUGGAACAAUGUACUCAAUUUAUAUGGAGUGACCUUCAUCCUGGUAAUGUCUGCCGAGCCUUUGAGUUUGCUCGAUUAUUUGAAGAACCACUUUUAUUAGAAAAAUGUUUGCAGAUCAUCUGCACGAAAACUGAAGAUGUUCUAAAGGAUUCCUCAUUUGAGGAAGUGGAAAUAGGAACCCUUCGCACAAUGUUAAAGCAGGACAGUUUGACAGCGUCUGAGUUGGUCCUUUGGGAAGCUUGCCUACGUUGGACAAAACAAGAAUGUUGUAGAAUGUCACUUGAGGUCACACCAAUGAACCAGCGGAAAGUAUUAGGUGAUUGUCUUGGUUUAAUAAGGUUCUUGACCCUAAGCCCUACAGAAUUUGCCAAUGGUCCUGCUGUAUCUGGCCUUCUGGUUCAGGAGGAGAGCUUUACCCUUUUGAUGAACAUCUCAUCUCCAGGAGUAACAACAAUUCCAUCGCCCUUCAGCCAGAGCCUAAAGCGAAGAGUAAAAGUUCGAGUUCCCUCACCUCCAUCCGCAGCUCCUUCAAAUUCCAGAAGUACCGGUCCUCUUGUUCAGAAUAUGCAGUUACGAUGUGUAUGUACUGGUGAUAUUUUGGCUGGCAUAUUAGUCAAUGAGAAGUUACUUGACUGCAUGCUUUCGUUUUCAGUGGAUAGAGACGUGUGUAUAUAUGGUGUUGAAAUGCUAACCCAGUGUUUGCAACAAAGUUUAGAAGACCAACAGCCACCGACACAAGGAGCUCAUGAGUGUUAUUAUGAAAUUAUAUAUGCAUUUUUACAAGAUUCGGAUGGAAGUCGAAUAACACAUACCCAUUUCACUGCACGUGUACCAUACAGUAGUUCUAUGGAGGUCAUGUUUAAUAGACCAGCUUAUAUUUUACGAAAUAAAAUGUAUAGAAUUGGAGUAGUAUUGAACAAAGAAGGUCGGUACCCAGCACAUGUCAUUAUUCCAUACGUAACAGUAAAUGAGUUUACGUUUACUUUUGAUCGAGAGCGUUCAAGAAAUGGUCUGAUAACAGCUGUGAUAUUUGGUUGUUUCUCCCCCCCUGAACCCACACCUAGGCAAGAACAUAAUUGGAUGCCAAUGUAUUAAUUUCUGAAGACUAUUCCUCUAUGGAACGGUAUUUAUAUAAACAUUUGUUUGUUUACAGUGUUAUUUUGGAUAGUCUAGCAGUGCAAAAACUUCAGGGUACCUGUGCUGUAAUAGAUUCUUACAGCACAUGUUGCCUUAAGAAUACAGGUUGGUACAAAUGGUAGUAGGAUAUUUUGAGAUAAUGUAAAGUUUUACAUACCACAUUUUUGUGAAGGGAAGCUUUUCUAUUCUGACCCCUGGUUAUUAUAGUGUCCUAAAAAUGAACCUUUUUAACUGGUAAAACUGUUUUUUGCAGUCCAUCUCCUGUAUUAAACCUCUUUUUAAA